GUCGCGCCAGUGAUUUUGCUGCCCAGCGUGCAAAAGUGAAAUCGCAUAACUUCGUCUCAUGUUGAUCAGGUUAUAUCACGUUGCUUCUAGAGUGUCGAUACACACGUAAUUAUUGUGAGCGCAGGUACAACAUCGGUGCAUUUUCGAAAGCUUGCGGCACCUUUUGUUUGGACAAGGCAUGGCGCUCGCUUGCAGACGCCUUUUCUGUGGUCACUCACUGAAGCAUGGUUCGUUUGCUUACGUAAUACCGUCCAAGGCUUGCCAUGCAACCAAUCCAGCUGUUACGACAUCCGGCGUCUGCGACACGGGGAUAUUGCUUUACGAUCCCAUUACUCGCGGCAAGAAGCCGUUCGUGCUCGAGUCUGGACGCGUGGUGAAAUGGUACUCGUGCGGUCCCACCGUAUACGACUCGACGCACGUGGGGCACGCGUGUUCGUACGUCCGCAUGGACAUCGUGAGACGAAUACUGAGUAGAUUCUACAAUCUGGACGUAGUCUUGCUGAUGGGCAUCACGGACGUCGACGACAAAAUCAUCAAUCGCGCCCGCGACCUGGGCGUCACGUACGAAGCACACGCGCGAAAGUACGAACGAGAGUUCCGCGAGGACCUGGAAAAUCUGGCCGUUCUGCCCCCUACGCUCUUCAUGCGUGUCAGCGAGCACAUUGAUGCUGUUGUGGCGUUCUGCUCCGUCCUCAAGGAGAAAGGAUUCGCCUACGCAGCACCAGACGGCUCGCUUUACUUCGAGCUGGCGAAGUGUCCCGAGUACGCCGUGUUUCGCACGCCGGGAAGCGUUAGCGACGAAGCCGUGAAAGGGAGCGGCAAGAAGGACGUCAGGGACUUUGCCCUCUGGAAGGGCGCGAAACCGGGAGAGCCCAGCUGGGAAGCGCCGUGGGGCUGCGGAAGACCUGGCUGGCACGUUGAAUGCUCGGCAAUGGCGAGCACCGUCUUCGGCUCUUCGUUCGACCUCCAUACCGGUGGCAGGGACCUCGCGUUCCCGCACCACGAAAACGAACUCGCGCAGAGCCGCUGCUACCACGGCGUGUCCAAGUGGGUGAAUCACUGGCUUCACACUGGGCAGGUUCACGUUAGUGGCCCCGACGGCAAGCCGACCAAGAUGGCCAAGUCGCUGGGUAAUGCCAUGCCUCUUCGAGAGUUCCUCGAGACUCACUCGGCGAAUGUGUUUCGCAUGUUCUGCUUGCAGAAGGCUUAUAAGGCAGACAUACUCCUCACUCCGGAUGUGCUUCGAGGUGCUGAGAGCUCAAUGCAAGCGUUGAACGACUUUUGCAGCAAUGCGAAUGCCUACAUCCGUGGCCAGGUUCCCACAGCUAGUAUAGUGGCGAGCGACCUGUACUGUCUUUUGGAGCAAACGAGGUCUGGGCUUCAGGUUGCUUUUGCCGAUGACCUGGACUACCCAUCGGCCGUGUCGUCUGUGUUACACCUAGCCUCACACAUCAAUACAAGGCUUCAGGCAGCGUCAAAAGACGUUAGUAAUUGCAGUCACAAUGACGUGGGAAGGGCUGCAGUAGCAGCUUGCCUUGAAUUCAUCACCGACUUCUUCCAUAAUCUAGGAUUGGAGUUAGCUACUGCUCAGACACACAGUGUUGCAAGUUCCUCAUCAACCUUGGUUCGUGUGUUGGAUGACGCAGUGGCAUUUAGAACAGCCGUACGAAACCAUGCCUUGGAAAUUAAGGACAAGGUGCUCCUGCAAGCUUGUGAUGUGCUUAGGGGUCAGCUAGAAAGUGAAGGGAUCAAAAUUAAAGAUAGGAAAACAAAUUCAUCCUGGGAGUUUGUUAAUGACACAACAAUAAAGACGGGAGGUAAAUGAUGUAGGCUGAGCAACUUUA
Messenger RNA from Dermacentor silvarum, 1844 nucleotides. RefSeq names its product probable cysteine--tRNA ligase, mitochondrial. The transcript has a single exon. Gene Ontology annotation, biological process: cysteinyl-tRNA aminoacylation. NCBI's taxonomy places the organism in Eukaryota, Metazoa, Arthropoda, Arachnida, Ixodida, Ixodidae. Bases 179 to 1825 code for a protein of 548 amino acids. The record is from RefSeq and is a predicted model, not a curated record. Gene Ontology annotation, molecular function: ATP binding; cysteine-tRNA ligase activity. Gene Ontology annotation, cellular component: cytoplasm.